Paralichthys olivaceus (Japanese flounder) is the source of this 1289-nucleotide messenger RNA. Its product is annotated as tropomyosin alpha-1 chain-like. Lineage: Eukaryota; Metazoa; Chordata; Actinopteri; Pleuronectiformes; Paralichthyidae. Gene Ontology annotation, biological process: muscle contraction; actin filament organization. Gene Ontology annotation, molecular function: actin filament binding. The record is from RefSeq and is a predicted model, not a curated record. Gene Ontology annotation, cellular component: actin filament.
CUCCUCUCCUCUCCUGUGCUCCCUCGCUCUGAGCUCCCCUCUCUGCGUCCCUCCUCUCUUCAUCUGCCACUCGCUCUCCCCGUUAACUUUGUGAGGGCUCCAGUGAGGGCUUUUCCUCUCAGCAUCUGCAACGGCUUCUCACCCAAAGAAACAAAAGUUUUUUUCUACAAGACACCGGAGACCCAACCGUCGCCAUGGAGGCCAUCAAGAAGAAGAUGCAGAUGCUGAAGUUGGACAAGGAGAACGCCAUCGACAGGGCGGAACAGGCCGAGUCUGACAAAAAGGCAGCAGACGAUAAAUGCAAGCAGUUGGAGGAUGAGCUGCUGGCUAUGCAGAAGAAGCUGAAGGGAACAGAGGACGAGCUGGACAAGUACUCGGAGGCCCUGAAGGAUGCUCAGGAGAAUCUGGAAAUGUCGGAGAAGAAGGCCGGAGACGCCGAGGGCGAUGUGGCGUCUCUGAACCGCAGGAUCCAGCUGGUGGAGGAGGAGUUGGACCGUGCUCAGGAGAGACUGGCCACAGCCCUGCAGAAGCUGGAGGAGGCAGAGAAGGCUGCAGAUGAGAGCGAAAGAGGCAUGAAGGUGAUUGAAAACAGAGCCAUGAAGGACGAGGAGAAGAUGGAGAUCCAGGAGAUGCAACUCAAAGAAGCCAAACACAUUGCUGAGGAGGCCGACCGCAAAUAUGAGGAAGUUGCUCGUAAACUGGUCAUCCUGGAGGGUGAGCUGGAGAGAGCCGAGGAGAGGGCAGAAAUCUCCGAACUGAAAUGUGGUGACCUGGAAGAGGAGCUCAAGAACGUCACCAACAACCUCAAAUCACUAGAGGCUCAGUCUGACAAGUACUCUGAGAAAGAAGACAAAUAUGAGGAGGAGAUAAAAGUCCUCAGCGACAGACUCAAGGAGGCGGAAACCCGUGCAGAGUUUGCAGAAAGGACAGCGGCUAAACUGGAAAAGACCAUAGAUGACUUAGAAGAGAAACUAUCAUCCGCAAAAGAGGAAAACCUAGGAAUGCACCAAGUCCUGGACCAAACACUGCAGGAACUGAACAGCUUGUAAAAAGCCAUCAAGGACGUCAAGCAAUAAAAAUAAAAAAAAGCCUGUUUUCUACAUGCCAUCCAUUCCCUCUCAUUUCCCUCUUAUUUCUGAUUGUUAAAACACAUGUACCCCUUUUAUAUAUUUAUGUUUCUUUUCUCUUUUUUUUAAAUGGUUUUGGGUCCAUCUGAUUUGAGUCUUGGUGCUGGAAAAUUGUGUUUGACCAAACUCUGAGCACAAAUAAAGCUGAUGACGAUGAAAUUA